CGCUUGGGUCCAGACGAUGUUGUGAAGUCUAGCGGUUCCAAGUUUUUUGAAAAUGAGGUCCGCCGUGGAGCCAUCCUGAAGCAACAGAUUGCCCAGAAACUCGUCAAGAUGGAAUCGCUGACGCCGGAAGACAUCAAAGCUGGGGAGAGAGAGGCAAGUUUUUUGGCUGGGUUUCUUUUUCACCUGCAUCAUGUGCUGGGGGCUAGAGAAAAGCCUAUGAGUGCGGAUAAGGUGUUGGACGGCUACAGAUCCGAUCGUGAUCUCUCCAACUGCAUAGUCCACGUCGACAUGGAUGCGUUCUACGCGGCCGUGGAGAUGCGCGAUGAUCCCUCACUGCGGCUGAAACCAUUGGCCGUGGGGAGUACCAGCAUGUUGGUAAGCCACUCCUACCUCCUGAGGCGUCAGUUCACAGACUCCAAUUUCCCAGCCGAUUCAUUUCUUAUUUUCAUGGAGUGGCAAGCCUUGCCCGUCUCGGAGCAUCUGAAGGACAGGCAGCUCUCUUUUGGUAUACAAACUAAUCUCAAUCAUACCUGA
Molecule: messenger RNA, 534 nt
Organism: Dibothriocephalus latus
Lineage: Eukaryota; Metazoa; Platyhelminthes; Cestoda; Diphyllobothriidea; Diphyllobothriidae
Source: the annotation of a GenBank genome assembly